Messenger RNA from Stylophora pistillata, 2612 nucleotides. Its product is annotated as neural cell adhesion molecule 2. The record is from RefSeq and is a predicted model, not a curated record. Gene Ontology annotation, molecular function: cell-cell adhesion mediator activity. Gene Ontology annotation, cellular component: plasma membrane; axon. Lineage: Eukaryota; Metazoa; Cnidaria; Anthozoa; Scleractinia; Pocilloporidae. Gene Ontology annotation, biological process: dendrite self-avoidance; axon guidance; homophilic cell-cell adhesion.
CAUGUCAUUGGAGUUAUCUAUGUGGAAAAGAUCUCAUAAGCGAUUUGAAAAGAAAAAUCCGCAAAGAAAUUGCAGCAAGUUUUCUCCAAAGCACACAAGAGUGUUUCCAGCAUGACAAAGUGACUUGCCGCUAUUCGAAUUGUUGAGUGAUUUAACAUGAAAUGAGUACAGUUCGGAUCCGGUUGAAAAUGAAAGUAUCGCAUUUCAAGCCUAAAUUUAGACGAUCUAGGAUAUGGGCCAACUCAUCAUGAACAAAAUAUAAAAGCAAUAUUAAACUUGGCGUUGUGGGCACGUCCGAAAGUAGGCAUAAGAUCAGUCAACCUUUCAAAAAGGAGUUCAUUUACCAAGAACACAUUAUUUGUUAUUUCUUCGUCCUUAUUUUGACGUAGGUUGAGUUUGUUAUUUUUCCGGCAAAAGGUGUCUAUCUUGCGAGGCAUUUUUGAGAGUUCGCAGCUUGCGGGGCGAAGCGAGACAAGAUUUCCAAGGGGGUAAAAGAUGACUGAGAUCCUGUUCAAAACAUUGGUAGCGCUGGUUCAGUUGAUUUCGCUGCACUGGACAUCCAUUUGUGAUGGUACUGUCUAUGUUCCCAAAAGGAGUUUUUCUGUACCUGAGGGCAGCAAAUUAAGUAUAAAUUGCUCCGCGAAACACGAGGCACUCACGGGUUGGUUCACAUCGAGCGGACAAAAGAUAACCAAUGAUCCGUCAGUAAGAGUCUACGUAAUAUCAAAUGGAAGUUUGAAAUACUUAGUGAUCCCUAGCGUCAACAAGGCAGACCGAGGGACCUACGAAUGUAGAGGGACCAAGAACAAGACGCAAAUACGGCUGGAUGUCGAAUAUAGCCCCGUUUUCGUCAAGGAAAGCUCCACACACGAAACAAUAUUUUCAUCUUUACAAAGCAACGAGGAAAUAACAUUAAAAUGUAAAUUUGAUGGAUUUCCACUUCCCGAAAUAAAAUUCCACUUCGCCGGUGUUGAACUAAAUAGCAGUGACAGUAGACCCGGGUUUGUUUCACACAAGUUUCGCGUUACAAGACAGAGCGAUUUCGGAUUUUACAGCUGCGUGGCUAAAAACAAGAUGGGUACAAAAACACAUUACAUUGAGGUUUACGAAAGAGGUCCUCCCGAACCUCCAAAUAAUGUGCAGGCUUCAUCGACGUGUGACAGUGUAAAUGUCACGUGGGAGGCGUCACGCAAGGAUGGUGGAAGCCCCGUGACAAGCUACACUGUCGAACUUUUGAGUGAAGGGGAAUCAGUUGCAUCGGAAUCUUUAACGAACUCAAGUCGCUUCAAGACCUUUACGGAUCUGAAAAACAAUACUGAAUACGAGGUUCGAUUGUAUUCUAACAACGCGCUUGGCGGCGGAGAGUGGAGAAGUAUUUCUCUUAAUACCACUGUUGCAUGUCCUGAAAAACGUGGAUCUUCAGCCACCAAUUUAAAAGUUUUUACUUCGAUUCUCUCACUGCUGUUAGUGUUCGUUCACUUGGUGCUUUGACGAUGGAUUAUGAACGUUGGUGCUGUGGCCAUGGUCAGGGAUACAAAAUGACGCCCUAAACACGCGUAAAAUUAAAUAUUUUCAAGACCGCUGGAAAAUUAUCAGAGUGAACGUCAACAAGAUUCUUCUUCGUUGUUUGUGCUGUGCAUAUUUUGAGAUCCAGGAUGAAUAAUAACCCAAACAUGGCGAGAAAGUAAUUUACCAAGCGUAGGAAUCUUUAAGUUUGGCUGGCACUGGAUUAAAUCUCUGUAAAUAGAGAGGUUUUAGUGGAAAGACAGCAGAAAGACAACAAUUUAAUUUAUAUCAACUUCCCUUAGUCCUUUAAAAGUAAGGUUUAUAUUUUCCAGUAUAUAACCUAUCCCAGAGUGAUGAAUGGACGAUAAGAACAGUGAGAAAAUUGGACAUGAGUGCCUUAGGGCGCGUGUUGGAAAGAGAGGGGGGGGGAGGGAAUUCAGGGGAAAACACGUCCUUUCUUAGCGCCACUGUUACAGCCAUUGAAAAGUCACAAUUAUUUAACUCGAACUGCCUUCUCUCCUCUGCAGAGGUUCUCAAACUCCGAAAUUAGUGGUGAAACUACAUGCGCGCGAUAGCGCGGGGUGUUUACGCGUUCGCGAGUAGUGGCCGCUUUCAGCGACUCUCUCGCGACAACAAAACGAACACGAGGAUAACGACGGACUCCCAUUUUUGGAAUUAGGAAGAGGGGAAUUAGUUAUCUGUAAAAUUUUCCUCACAUAUCUUUGUGUUAAAGUGUUAGUUUAGAUCGAAGAAUACUUCAAGGAACAAACUGUUCGUGGAAACUCUGUCACUCAUUGAAGUUGUUUUAGCGUUUUGCUGUCACAAGAAAGGAACUUCUCUUACCUUGAUAAACUACUCUUGUUAUUUUGCCAAAGGGAAGCAAAUAGAUAAAUAAAUAUGUGAUAACAAAUUGAAUUAAAAGAAGAAAAAACUAUUUCUGGUUACGCUCGCUAAAGUGAACCGAGGGCAGUGCAACAUGGAAAUUAACCAUACUCAAUGCUUUUCUUACAUUCCAUUGUUCUCUUGGAUACUUUUUUAUACAAUUCAUCCUUGUUAUACGCGAUGAUUUUUUUACAGUUGUACAAUAAAAUAGUAAUAAUAAUAAU